Pieris macdunnoughi is the source of this 1353-nucleotide messenger RNA. The record is from the annotation of a GenBank genome assembly. NCBI's taxonomy places the organism in Eukaryota, Metazoa, Arthropoda, Insecta, Lepidoptera, Pieridae.
AUGAUCAAGGAGAAGGAGAAAGGCGGAGGUGCCCGCCUGAAAGAUGAGCCCAAUGACCCUACAGAACCAGGGCACGGCUCACGACCGCCGUCAGCGUCAUUACCGACACCAGCAGCCCUGAAGAAGGAACCUGAUGACGGGCCGCACAGAGUGAAGAUGGAACCACACAGCCAAGGUAGCGCGGAAGAUGGUUCAGCCGAUAUGGGUGUUGAUGGCAUAAAGACGGAGAUUGAUGGCCUAAUGGAUAGCGAUGGUGAUCCAACAAAAUCGCCACAGUGUGAUUUGGGAGGUCCCGGAUCGAUGAAAUCCGAGCGACUUUCCUCAGACUCCAAUGACAUCAUUGACCCUCAGACGGGACUAAGAAGUAAUGCGGGAAAUAUACAGGAUGGCAACCAAAAUUGCCGAAAUCCAAAUGGUCCGGAUGGCAUGGGGUCCUGUCGCAUGGGUGGGUCUGGGCCAAUGGGUCCAGGGGUGUCGAUGGGUCCCAUGUCGAGUGAAGCGCAAACUCUACCCUCAAAUGUCAUUAGCAAACAGUCAGGGAGUAUGGAGCAAAGUCAAAUAUUCGUCUUUUCUACGCUACUCGCCAACAAAGCGGCUGAAGCCGUUAUUUCUGGUCAGAACCACUCCAUCAUUGCAUACCAUUGCGCUCAACCCAACACAAAGAAGUACCUAGAGAAACAUCCACUCAAAAUUGGGCAGUUCAACAAACAGAAUCCAGCACAAUGGUUGAACAACUUGGCCAUGGCUAAGCGAGGUGGAUUGAGGGGCGGACCAAACAUGAUGGGUCCUAACCAAAUGGGACAUAUGAUGGGACCCAUGGGGCCUAACAUGGGCCCAAUGGGACACAGCAUGGGUCACAUGGGGCCCAACAUGAUGGGGCCUAACAGGAUGGGAGGGCCUAACCAGAUGAUGAUGAUGAAGGGACAAAUGGGCCAAAUGGGUCAAAUGGGCAUGGAUGGGUUUCCAGGGGGCACCCCGUCCUGCGGUGUCAUGGACGGCCUCGGUGCUGAUGGUGAAAUGCCCUGGGACACCAAAAACCCCUCCGUAAUGUCAAAUGGCAUGUCGAAUGGGCCGGCGCAAUUACCGCCGUGCUCUGAAGCUGGCUCAUCUGACAAUGGCGGAGACAAUAUCUCCUGUCAAUCAGGCCCUAAAGCUUCAGUCUCAUCCGUAGGUGUAAAAAUACCUGAUGAAAACCUCACGCCGCAGCAGCGCGCGCUCAUCGCGAGGAACAAUUGGCCACGAUUAGAAAAAUGCAACAGAUAUUAUUCCCUGAAAGUGGGUCAAAUCCCAACCAAUCAGGGGAUCCCCAGCAAAACUCAGAAAUCAACCCGCCUAACUCAUCAGCCAAUAUGA